AUGAUGAAGGGGAUAAAUCAUGGGGCGUGUGACUAUUUGGUGAAGCCAGUGCAUACCAACGAGCUAAAAAAUAUAUGGCAGCAUGUUGAAAGCAGGAGAAAUUCUGAAGCAAUAAGGCACAUUAGCAGGGACGAUGAUGACGACCAGAGAUCACAGCUUGGGACUGCUGCCAAGAGCAAUGAUGGAGCUAAUACUGACGAGAGCAAAGAGAGCACACAUGCAUCCGCUACCCAGAAGAAGCCAAAAGUGGCAUGGACAAUCGAGCUGCAUACAAAGUUUAUGGAAGCUAUCAACCAGAUCGGCCUUUAUAGGGCUACUCCAAAAAAGAUUCUUGAGCUGAUGAAUGUGGAUUACCUCACUAGAAAAAAUAAGUAUAAAUUGUACUUGAAAAAAGUCAACUCAAACCCACUUGGUGAUGCAUGUGUAAGAUGGAACUCUUUCAUGAACAAUUGGGAGAGUUUUAUGCAUAACCAUGAGCAUGAAAGGUGGGGUGUGUCCUCAGGUAGCAUCGCCUCGUGGAGUCCGAACCAUUACGGUGCAGCGGUUCACUUAGGUCAGCAUACAAACACCCAGGGGAGUAUGUCCAUGGGUUCAUUAAUCAGUGGUGGUACAAUGCUGGGGUAUUUGGUACCACAGACGCCCUCUAUGGGAAUAUUUUCUGGCUUGAAUGAGCAUAUAGUUCCAUUCAACAUACCUAGCAACCCAAGCUCUAUAGGGAUGUUGAAUGCAAACAUCAGUGUUCCAAUGGAAGCACCUCAGUUUGUUUACAGCGACCCAAUCACUACAUUAGUGGCAGGCUUCAGCGAGAAGAUGGCGCCAUUCAACAUAGCAAGCAACAUGGGCUCGGUUGGAAUGAUGUUAAAUGGCAAGUAUGCACCUGGUACAGGAAGAACUUCAGUGGUAGAGACUGAGAUGGUUAACUAUGGAAGAAUUAGUUCUGCACUUUCCAACCAUCAGAUAUAUGAUUUCGUCCCAUUGACACAUAUGCAUGAAGUCGGUGAUGCAUCUGGUAUUUUCCAUGUGCAAGAAGGAACAGUUGAUCAGCAAGCACUUAGUAGUCAACUGAAUGGCAUCAAUGACUUGUCAUCAGUCGGUAUUAAUGAAGAUUUCAUUGGAGAGGAUGCGGUCAUGGAUGGAUAA
Messenger RNA from Triticum turgidum subsp. durum (durum wheat), 1140 nucleotides. NCBI's taxonomy places the organism in Eukaryota, Viridiplantae, Streptophyta, Magnoliopsida, Poales, Poaceae. The record is from the annotation of a GenBank genome assembly.